Messenger RNA from Lepus europaeus (European hare), 2286 nucleotides. It is a transcript of the gene SOX30, whose product is annotated as SRY-box transcription factor 30. The record is from RefSeq and is a predicted model, not a curated record. The transcript is spliced from 5 exons. Gene Ontology annotation, cellular component: nucleus. Gene Ontology annotation, biological process: regulation of transcription by RNA polymerase II. Lineage: Eukaryota; Metazoa; Chordata; Mammalia; Lagomorpha; Leporidae. Gene Ontology annotation, molecular function: sequence-specific double-stranded DNA binding; DNA-binding transcription factor activity, RNA polymerase II-specific. The coding region runs from base 1 to 2286 and encodes 761 amino acids.
AUGGAGAGGGCCAGGCCGGAGCCGCCGCCUCAGCCGCGCCAACUGCCGAGGGCGACACCGCCGUGCCCGUUGCGCCUGGCUCCGCCCUCGCUGUCGGUCGAGGGCGCCUCCUUUCGAGCAGCGGCCGCCGAGCCCCCUCCGUCGCCGCCUGUCCCGUGCGCGGCCGCCAUUGCGACCGUGGCCUCGUCGUGCGGGGACGCCCCGGCGUCGGGCGUACCGCCCGCGGCACGGCGGCUGCUACAAGUGAAGCAGGAGCAGGUGUUGCUGCUGCCUCAGUCCCCGGACGAGGGCGCCAUAGCCUCCCCGGGGCAGGCGCGGCUGUUGCAGCUGAGGCCUGAGCUCUUGCUGCUGCCGCCGCUGCCGCCCACCCCCGAGGGCGGUCCCUGCAGGCCCGAGUUGCACCCAGUGCAGCCCCGGCUGCUGCAGGUCAAGGCCGAGAAGCCAGAGCCGGGGCCCAGCUUGGACCUGUCGCUGGCACCUCGGAGGGCCGUCGAGGCGGGUCCUAGAGCCUGCAGGACGGCCAAAGGGGAGGGCCCUGGGCCGGCCCCCGACGGCAGCCGAGGGAAUGGCAAGGGCGAGAUGGAGCCGGAGGAGGUCUUGAGGGAUGCGGUGAAAGGCGGGGAUGGCAAAAGCCUGCCGGCCUUGGGAGAAGGAGUCAUCAAAACGGAGGAGCCGGAGAGAUUCCACGAGGACUGCAGUCUCGGCCCGGAAGGCGCGCCCAAUGGCCUGGGCCAUGACAGCAAGGAAAUGAUCCUGACCCAGACGUCCAGCGCCUUUGGGCCGCACCAGCAAGACCUCAGGAUCCCCUUGACUCUCCACGCCGUCCCUCCCGGGGCGCGGAUCCAGUUUCAGGGACCUCCAGCUUCAGAUCUGAUACGGUUGACCAAGGUCCCCCUGACACCAGUGCCUAUUAAAAUGCAGUCCUUACUGGAGCCUUCUGUAAAAAUUGAAACCAAAGAUGUCCCGCUCACCGUGCUUCCCUCAGACGCAGGAAUACCAGAUACUCCCUUCAGUAAGGACAGAAAUGGUCAUGUGAAGCGACCUAUGAAUGCAUUUAUGGUUUGGGCAAGGAUUCACCGGCCAGCACUAGCCAAAGCUAACCCAGCAGCCAACAAUGCAGAAAUCAGUGUCCAGCUCGGGUUAGAGUGGAACAAACUUAGUGAAGAACAAAAGAAACCCUAUUAUGAUGAAGCACAAAAGAUUAAAGAAAAGCACAGAGAGGAGUUUCCUGGUUGGGUUUAUCAACCUCGUCCAGGGAAGCGAAAACGCUUCCCUCUAAGUGUUUCCAGUGUGUUUUCUGGUACCACACAGAAUAUCAUCUCUACAAAUCCUACAACAAUUUAUCCUUAUCGCUCACCUACCUACUCUGUGGUAAUACCCAGCCUACAGAACCCCAUCACUCAUCCAGUUGGUGAAGCUCCACCUGCCAUCCAGUUGCCCACACCUCCUGUCCAGCGCCCAAGCCCCAUCACACUUUUCCAGCCUAGCGUCUCCAGUGCUGCCCAGGUGGCUGUCCAGGCUCCAAGUCUGCCCCUCCGCCCAGCACUCCCACCUCAGCAUUUUGCUGGGCCUUCUCAAACGGACACUCAUCGGCUGCAUUCUGGAGCCAGUCGCUCUGUGAAGAGACCCACUCCUGUCUCUCUGGAGAAUACCAGUAGGAUUCCAACUACACCAAGUACUGCCCAUGCCAGAUUUGCACCCUCGACCAUCCAACCUCCAAAGGAGUAUUCCAGCAUUUCCAGUUGUCCCAGAAGUGCUCCCAUACCCCAGGCUCCUCCCAUUCCACACCCACAUGUCUACCAACCCCCACCCCUCGGCCAUCCAGCCACACUGUUUGGGACACCACCAAGAUUCUCUUUUCAUCACCCUUACUUCCUACCUGGACCUCACUACUUCCCAUCAAGCACGUGUCCUUAUAGUCGGCCUCCCUUUGGCUAUGGAAAUUUUCCAAGUUCAAUGCCAGAAUGCCUUGGUUAUUAUGAAGACAGGUACCAAAAACAUGAGGCUAUGUUUUCAGCUUUAAAUAGAGACUAUCCUUUUAGAGACUACCCAGAUGAACGCACACACAGUGAAGAUUCUCAGAAUUGUGAGAGCAUGGAUGGGACCUCUUACUAUAACAGUCAUAGCCACAGUGGGGAAGAGUACUUAAAUCCCAUGCCUCAGCUGGACAUUGGAGCCUUGGAGAACGUCUUCACAGCCCCAACAUCAACUCCCUCUAGCAUCCAGCAAGUCAAUGUUACUGACAGCGAUGAAGAGGAAGAAGAAAAAGUGCUCAGGAAUUUAUAA